ACAGCCCGUGCCAUUGGGGGUAAACAAAGACGUUAACCCGCCGAAUUUUUAAUCAACAACAUCGGAAUCACAAAAGGAUGCCAGCUGCAACGGCGCCCGGCGGCCUGUCCUACCUAUUUCUGCUCGGGCAGUCCAUGUUUAGCGCGGACGCCUUGGUAAAUAACGUAAACUCGGGCAAGGUGGAUGUACUAGACGUGUUCCUCGUUCUUUUCGGGUUGUUUUUAUCGACAAUCUUACUCGCCACUUUCCUAUGGACGACGCUGAGGCGGCGAUGGCAGGGUGAAGCCAGGGCGGCUGGGCGGGUUACCGCCGGCAGGUCGGAGCAGGAGGCCGGGGUUCGCGGCCCUGUCCCGCCCCCGGACGGGAGACUGUACGAGCCCUGUGAGUGGGUCAACACGACACUAACCUGGCUUCGAACCCAGCAGCAUCAGACUCCUGAACUCGUGAAAUCGUGGCUGAAGGCUCUCAACGAACAAGCCCGAAGAAAUGGGAGCUCCUUGCAGCUGACCUUUGAUAAAAUCAAAGAAGGAAGCCUUCCCCCCAAGUUCACCACCAUUAACAGUACCAUUGCAGAUGAUGGCAGUUUGGUGAUUGGUUGUUACGUGGAGUGGCUGAGGCUGGGCCUGACUGUGUUUGCCACCCAGCAGACUCCACAAACCAUCAAACUGGCCAUCUGUGAUGUGGACGUCAAGCUUACUGGAGAGUGCCAGUUCAAGGCGUCAGUGCAGUCAGAAGAAGUACAUGUCACAGGCUCCUUCCCUAAAGAGCCCAAAAUUGACAUAAACGUGAAACAACCAGCUGGGAGCGAGGAAGAUGGCGUGGACACUGGGAUCGUGCAGGGACUUGUGCGUGACACGCUGGCGGGGGCCGUCCUGACCAUCAGCCUGUCCCUGCAGAGCAUGCUGAGGGAGGGGAGGGACCAGCCGGACAGGUUACCCACGUUUGUGGACGGUCCCAUCUCAGCACCCGGAGACAGAGGUGUUGCCAAGCCAAUAGUGACACGGAGAUUAUCCCCCUCAGGGGUCCCUCCCAAACCACCUCGGCUGCAGGACAGAAAACUGCUCGUCAAAGUUAUCAAAGCCAAUGGUCUGCCAGGACGUAAUGGCUUUGGCUCAUGUGACCCUUACUGCAUUAUUGAGAUGGACGCUCCUCUCCAGAAACACAAGACCAGCGUCAUCAAGAACACAAUCAACCCCUUCUGGGACGAACACUUCUUGUUUGAUCUUAGCACAAGAACAAAGGAGUUGAAGUUUUCUCUGUUUGAUAGAGAAAAGGGAUCUGACAAUAAUGAUUUACUCGGUGAAGCUAUCCUGCCGAUGGACACACUAACUCAGAACCUGAGCUCCCGACAGAUCAUCCCGCUACAGAGAGCUUUUUCCACUGAUGAUGGGGUCAAUGCUUCCAUCACUGCUGAGUUCUUGUUCAUGGAGCCCUCGGCAGCUCAGCAGGUUCUGAACUCCCUACACCCCCAGCCAUCCCCCAUCAGGCCUCACUACCCCACCACCCCCCAGAAGAAGGUGGAGACCUACCGCACGGUCACCCCAGGGGGGACAGUCAUCACCACACAGACCACCACGGUAGAGAGAGCAGCAAAUGAAAGAUCCAUGCCUGGGUCUGUUCAGGAAUCCCCUGUUCAACAGAAGAAGUAUGAGGAUGACAUGGAGGUUGUGGACCAGCCGGGACGGUUGUCUGUCCCCACACAGACACUCAGCGCAUCACAGGAGCUGUUGAUGAUUGAUGGGGUAGACUCUGUGGCGGAGACAGCCAUCAGACAACUGAGGGAGAUGUCCCAACAACGCAGCAAGACCCCAACAAAAACCAGCACACUUAUCAUUACAGGAGUCUCUAGGAAACCAGCCAGUAUGACUGACUUGUCUCCCACGGGACUGGCUGCGUUGGUUGGGCCCGGGUCGGAGGGGUAUAUCUCAGGGGAUAUCAGCGACAAGAGCAGCGACAAGCAGUCCCAGCCAGGUACCAGUGAGCACGACUCCCCUGCCCAGGACAGUGGCAAGACUCUACUGUCAGUCCCAUCUACAGAUGAGGCCCUGAUGCUGCAAGCGGGAGCCACUGCCUCCAGGCGGCGCUUCUUCCGGAAAAAAGAACGUCCGCACAGCUCUCACAGUGACCUGCUGGAGGCCCAGCAGUCCGAGGAGUCCACGUCGGUGGAGCUGGGACAGAAAAUAACACGAGAAACCAAGGCAAAGUCAAAAAGUACAUCCAAACUCUUUUCCAAGUUCUCAUUCCGGGCGCUGAGCAAAGCAUCCAAGAGUGCAAGUUAUGAGCAGCUAGUGACCAAGUCAGAGACAUCCAGCUUGCGGAGUUAUGGGGCUCGGGCCUCAACUUACAGCUAUGGCAGUGCCCGGUACAGCGGUAUCAGUGGUAACUUGGAGGAGAUGUCCAUUACUGUGUUGGAGACUAAGAAGAAAGGACAGCUCAGACACUAUUUGAUCCCGCCUGAGCUAGCCAGACGUAGAACCCUGAGGAGGAGAGGGAAGAAGCUCCAUGUCCAUAACGACCACUCAUUUGUAGCCAAGCACUUCAAAGGGGUCCCAAGGUGUGCAGUAUGUGACUUGGCCAUAGCUCGAAGAAUCGGUAAACAGGGUUACGAAUGCAGAGACUGCAAGCUGAUCUGCCACAAGGAAUGUCAUUUCAAGACCGAGCUGUACUGUCCCAACAGCCGAGUGGGGCAGAUGGAAAUAUUGACAUUUGCGUCAUACCAGGAACACUUUGUGAGGAGCAGACCAGGACACAGGUGGAGUUGGUGGGGCAGGAGUCGCAGUGGUCAGCGACUGUGGUGGAGAAUUAUGGCUUCUGGAAUUAAAGUUACAGAUGAAGUGGUGAAAGCGUAUGACGAGGUGAAGCUAAAGCACAUGUUCAAGUAUGUGACCUUCAGGGUGGCAGAUAACGAGACAGAGAUCAUCGUGGAGAGCAAACAGAAAGAGUCCACCUGGGAGGAGUUCCAGGCCAGUCUACCAGAUAAGGAGCCUCGAUGGAGUGUGUACGACUUUGACUACAAGAACCGUGAGGGACAGGAUCGGAAUAAGUUGAUCCUAGUCAAGUGGUGUCCAGAUGAUGUAGGGAUCAAGAAAAAGAUGAUGCACUCUUCAAGCUCAGAUUCCCUGGCCAAGAAGUGCAAGGGUGUCGCUGUUCAAGCAAACGACCGUUCUGACCUCAAUUACAAUGAAGUGAGGGACAAGAUCCUUGCAACAAGCCAGUAGUGCCCCAGAUCUAAACACCAAAUUGAAUGCACUCAUCAUUUCCUGGGGCUUGACUUUGUAUCUCUUGGCAUACUAUAAUUUUGUGCUAGUUAAUUUUCUUAUGGGUACAUACAGUUUGUACCACACAUAUUGAAUAUGAGCCAUUCCAAUUAACAUGCAAUUACAAAGUAACAGCAUUAAUUACCCUUAAACUCAUAAGAUGGGACCAACUUUGAUGCAUUAGUUUUGUCACUGUGGCAUAUUAUGCUCUGCUAAACUUGAGCAGCCUUCCAACUGCUACAGGGAAGAUGUUUCUUGGGGCUUCGUGUUGCAGGAUGCAGUUUUGCUUCCAAAUGAUUCCAAUUUUAUAUGUUCAUGUUAAUAUGAAGUCAUUCUUGCAUGAAAAAGGACUACCGUAUUGUAGAACUGGUGCCAAAUUUGUUGUGUCAGAAAAAGGUGAAGUAUUCCCGCCAGUAACAUCAUGCCACUAAACUGUUCAACAAUAGUCACACAUGCAGAACAUUUCAGUUUGUAUGUUGGGAGAAGAUGCACAUAUCAUGUCCACUAACAGCGUUACAAAGAAGUGUCCUUAAGGAUGAAACUGUCACCUGUGUUUGAGAUCUGCUGCAGUUUCUACUGCGUUUGUUGACCUGACAGAACAGCUUACCGGGGUAUAUCAGUUAUCUUUCAUGAAUCAUGACAUUCCCAAAAGCUCUGUCAAGAAGCUGUUUCUACAAUUCUGACCACACAGUGUAUUAGAUGGAAGCAUACACAUGGAUGGAAUAGUCUGUGGUCGUGAGCUGAUGCGCUGAUUAAAAAAGUAAUACAAUAAAGAGUUGUUAACUGUAAUGCACAGUAUUGUUGAAGUAUGCAAGGCAUUUGUCACUGCAUUUAUCUUAAUCUAGUCUUGUGAUUUAGAAACCUGUGAUUGCAGGACAUACUAAUUAACGUCUGCCAUUUAUGUGAAUAAAUAGCUCUACUCUAUUGAAUUUA
Branchiostoma belcheri (Belcher's lancelet) is the source of this 4190-nucleotide messenger RNA. Its product is annotated as C2 domain-containing protein 2-like. NCBI's taxonomy places the organism in Eukaryota, Metazoa, Chordata, Leptocardii, Amphioxiformes, Branchiostomatidae. Gene Ontology annotation, molecular function: actin binding. Gene Ontology annotation, cellular component: actin cytoskeleton. Gene Ontology annotation, biological process: actin filament depolymerization. The transcript has 23 exons. Bases 78 to 3218 code for a protein of 1046 amino acids. The record is from RefSeq and is a predicted model, not a curated record.